Messenger RNA from Schizophyllum commune H4-8, 2053 nucleotides. It is a transcript of the gene bbr2, whose product is annotated as pheromone B beta 2 receptor. Gene Ontology annotation, molecular function: mating-type alpha-factor pheromone receptor activity. The record is from RefSeq and is a predicted model, not a curated record. Gene Ontology annotation, biological process: G protein-coupled receptor signaling pathway. Gene Ontology annotation, cellular component: membrane. The transcript has 6 exons. Bases 77 to 1966 code for a protein of 629 amino acids. NCBI's taxonomy places the organism in Eukaryota, Fungi, Basidiomycota, Agaricomycetes, Agaricales, Schizophyllaceae.
GCUCGGACCCUCCUCCCAGCGCAGCGAGCUCCUUCUUGCCCAACGACCUACGACGACGCCGACGCCGACGACCGUGAUGUACUCCAACGACCCGACGUACCCUUUGUUCCCCACCUUCGCCUUCUUGGGCUUCGUCCUCAGCCUCGUCCCUCUGCCUUGGCAUAUCCAGGCAUGGAACUCGGGCACCUGCGCGUAUAUGCUCUGGACCGCGACCGCCUGCCUCAUCUCCUUCGUGAACUCGGUCGUCUGGAGGGGCAACGCGCUCAACAUCGCGCCCAUUUGGUGCGACAUUUCUUCCAAACUCCUGCUCGGCGUCAGCAUUGGCAUCCCCGCAUCGGGCCUUUGUAUUUCGCGCCGGCUGUACAAGAUCUCUUCCAUGCGCUCCGUCUCCAUCACACGUCAGGACAAAAUCCGCGCCAUUUGCAUCGACAUCUCCAUUGCAGUGGGAAUCCCCAUCCUCGUUAUGAUCCUUCAUGUUAUUGUCCAGCCUCACCGCUUCGACAUCCUUGAGGACGUCGGGUGUUAUGCCGCCAUCUACAUCACGCUUCCGGCGUACUUCCUAUUCUUCAUGUGGCCUCUUGUGCUUGGCGCGUUCUCCUUUGUCUUCUCUGCCCUUUGUCUGCGCGCCUUCUACAUCCGCCGCCUUCAGUUCGCGCAGAUCCUGGCCCACAACAAGUCCCUCGAUACCAGCCGGUACAUGCGUCUCAUGCUUCUCGCCAUCCUCGAUAUGUGCUGCACCAUCCCCCUCGGAGCGCUCAGCAUCUACCUCAGCAGCCACGGCAUCAAGCUCUCGCCGUGGAUCUCGUGGGCGGACACCCACUACGACUUCGGCCGCGUCGAGCAGGUGCCCUCCAUCAUCUGGCGAUCGGACGCGACAUACAGGAGCUCAGUCGAGCUGACGCGCUGGCUCCCGGUUGUCUGUGCCUUCCUGUUCUUCGCGUUGUUCGGUUUUGCCAAUGAGGCGAAGAAGUUCUACUCCGAGAAGUACGCGGUCGUGGCUAAGAAGGUCGCGCCGGUGCUGCCUUCGAGCGAGAAGCUCAAGGCGUUCAAGCUUGCGCAUCCCAAGUGGGACAACAAGGAUGUCAAGAAUGUACCUGGUGGUCUCCCUGUGUACAUGCCGAAGGGCGGCAGCGACGUGUUCCCUGCGCGCAAGAUGAAGGACACCUUCGACUCCUCGACCGCCGCCGACAGCAGCAUGUCCUUCGACCCCGAGAAGGGUGUCCCUCUCCCGUCCUCGCCCGCCACCACAGCGCCACCUGACUACGACUACCCGGGCAACAACGACUACUCGGGUGACGACAUCAUCAGUCACUACCCAGGCGACGGCAACAACUCCCUUCCCGUGCACGUCAUCCCUCCUUCGCCGCAGUCCUCCGGCUCAGGCUCCUCACCGUCUUCCUCGCGCCGUUCGUCGACAGAGAUUGAGCACCGCGAGUUCUCCUUCCAGCGCCUCCCCUCGCGCAGCAUCCUCGCCGGCCCCUCAACGAGCUCGAUGCACAGCCAGUCGAUCUCAUCCUUCCGCGAGGACGUGAUGUCCUCCCUCCACGCGCACACCGCGUCGUCCUUUAAAACCGCGCCCUCUUCUCAUAGCGCCACAUCACCUGCGGUCCCCACGCUGCAGAACGUCCCCCCGCGCACGUCGUCCUACCGCCCGCCGCAGCAUUCGCGCUCGCAGAGCUCGCUGCACAGCCUCGCGACGACGCUCGCCUCGACGGCGUCCGGCCGCGACGUGAUCUACAUCUACGACGCGUACGACAGCUCGCCGUCGUUCGAGCACGCGACGUAUGAGCAGCUGCCGGAGCACGAGACGCCGCCGUUCUCGAACCUGGCACCUGUGGCCGACGAGCAGCGUCGGUCACGCCGGCCGGCGACGCCGCUACCACCGUUGUUCACUGCCCGCCGCGAGCGCUCGCCAUCGUCGGUGCGGGUGACGGUGCGCACGGAGCGCGAUGAGGAGGGGUCAUAGGCGAUCCCACCCGGUGACGACCCCUAGACCUUGACGCGCCUCCCUCUUUGACGCUUCGCCUGCUAUGCCUCCCUCGAACGCCCACCU